Messenger RNA from Papaver somniferum (opium poppy), 3291 nucleotides. RefSeq lists its product as uncharacterized. NCBI's taxonomy places the organism in Eukaryota, Viridiplantae, Streptophyta, Magnoliopsida, Ranunculales, Papaveraceae. The record is from RefSeq and is a predicted model, not a curated record. Gene Ontology annotation, molecular function: protein binding. The transcript is spliced from 9 exons. Bases 571 to 3084 code for a protein of 837 amino acids.
UGCAAACAAAACCCCAUUUCACCCUAAGGAGUAGUGUGAGUUCAGUCACAUCACUCCCUUCUAAAACCCUCUUCUCAAACUAUGGGGUUUUAGAGAAAAAUUUCAAUCUCCACAAUUUCUAUAUAGAAAAACUAAAAGUCCCUUUGUCUUUUUUUUUUAAAAUAUUUUUCAGAUUUUUUUUAAUCCUAGUAAAAUAAAUAAAUCAACAGACUAAAAUCUGAGGUUGAUGAAAGCAUUUUUCUUGUCCGGGUCUUGAUUAUUUCGAUCAAAAAUCACUUUUCUGAGUUGCAUUUUCAAGUUCUGAUGUGACUACACAAAACCCCCCUUCAGUAAAGUGUCUGUACACAUUCAGGGGGUACUAUAAGAAAGAAAUAUAAAAAAACAAUAACCCUUUUGUCACAGAUCCUAGAAAGUGUUGGUACCUGCAACUAAAAAAAAAGAUCAUUGAUCUUUGUCCUUAUAAUCUCUGUUGUUAUACUGCAGAGAAUGAUAAAAAUGGGUCAGCUAAUUGUUUUAUGUUUAAUACAUUUUUCAAGGUGGAUUUUGUUUUUACUUCCAAAGUGAAAAAAAAUGGAAGUCAGGCACAGGAGGAGUGCCAGAAUCUUGGCACUAGAGGCUUCUAGGAUUUGUCAAGGUACAGAACAAGAGAGAGACAAAGGAAAACAGAUUGAUUACUUCGAGGAUUCAGAUUCUAGUCAGGAAUUUUCUACUGGGAAAAGAAGAGGAGGAGGAAGUAGUAAGAGGAAGAGGAAGCUAAGAGCAGUUGAAGAUGUUGCAGCAGCAGUUAUUCCUGUUGAAAGGGUAGUUAAUCUUACCCAUGAACAGAUAAUUGCAAUCUCAUCUGAAGGUCCUCCAAGCAAUAAUGAUUCAAAUUUGUCCUUGCCAGUUACAAUCAAUCGACCUGCUGAACGACGUCUAUUCGAACUUAUCAUUGACAUACUAGAAAAGCGCGAUAAGCAGAAAGUAUUUGCUCAGCCAGUUGACCCUGAGGAGGCGGAGGGGUAUUAUGAGCAAAUUAAAGUACCAAUGGAUUUCAGCACCAUUAAGACAAAGAUUCAUGAUGGGCUGUAUACAUCUGUAGACACAUUUGAGACUGAUGUAAUGUUGAUAUUCACCAAUGCGAUGCAUUUCAAUGGGGAGGGUACCUUCUACUACAAGCAGGCUUUUGCCAUGUAUGUACUAGCACAUAAGGUCUUUUAUGCCGUGAGAAAUGAUCGAAGAAACUAUGAAGUGGUACUGGCUGAGAUAAUACCGAAACCUGGCAGGAAACCAGGAUCUCAAAAUAGAGCAGAGAGAUCAAAUGGCACAAACACUGGUGGUGCUCGAAGGGGUAGGCCUUCCUUACAUGGUUCUUCGAGUCUUGGAAGAAGAACCCACUCCCAAAAGCACCAGGAAAAAGAUUCGGAUGUUGCAGAAGAAAGUCGCCGAAAUGCCAAGCCCUGGAAGGAUUUCAUCAGUCAAGAAGAAUCUAUUGUUUCAACAGUUUAUGACAGCUCAAAACAACUAGUGAAUGUGAACCAAGGAGGUAUUACGUACGAGGAAAGUUUAAGGAACUACACGAAAGGUAUGGGAGAAAGGGUUCAGACAGUUGCAGACCGGAAGUUACUGUUAGCAUCUCAGAUUGGUGCUCGGAAUAGUCUGAUUGCAGCAACAGCAUCUAACCAACGAAGUUUGAAUCUUCAAAACAAUGCCGUGAACAUGCCAAAAUCGCAGGAUUUCUACAACAACUUCCCCAGUCGUUCGACCACACCCAGUCCUGCCAUCAAUUUUUCUACAACUCUCAAUGUUAUUAACAACAAUCCAGCAUUUCCAACUAUACCGAGUCGAAUCAGUACCUUCGGUAAUCCAAAGUCCCAGAAUUUGUUUAACAGCUUAUCCAGUUUACCAGUAUACCAGUCUCUUCCUACAAACUUCUCUGGAAAAUCAGAUUCUCACGGUUCUUUCAGAGGAGAAAGUAGCAAUCAGAAUCAGAUUCAGAACUCCAAUAUUCAAAUGGGUUCCAAUUUCCCCACUACUGGUAUUAGAGAUUUUAAUCUUCCAUUGAAUGGGGUGGAAAAUCACAGCAAUGGGCUGGCAGCAGUAGAUUCUGGCAAGCUCUGCAACAGCAAUCCAUCACCUGACUUGGUUUCUAGACUCCCUGAAUAUGUAGGUAGAAAUAAUAACAUAUCUGAAGAUACUUCGGCACGUUUCCGAGCCAUGAUGGGAGCUAAUUCAAAGCAAGCCUCAAACGGCACACAUACUUCAGGCGCACGAGCUGCAGAGACUCGAGCAAUUAAUCUACCAGGGCCAAGCUACAGAGUUAACCCAGUUCCAAAAUGGAAUCAACCUAGCCCUGCUUGGCAGCCUUUAAAGAAUCAAGGCAGCACUGCACCAGCCCCUGUGAACGGAAAUAAUGUGUCUCUGGUAGGUCAUGGAAUGGAAUGGGGCAACCAGAACUUGGGCUCAAACUCGUUUGGUGGAGAGAAUCUUAUAAUGUCUGCACCAGAUCCAGGCACUGUUGGUUUAGCUGCAAUGCAACCAGUCUUGGACUGGAAUAGACGAAAUCCAGUUCCGUACUCUUCAAGGGAUGUGAAGCAACUAAUGGAAGCACAAGGUGCAGUACAUGGAAUCAACUCCGCUCAAGCAAGCUCCAGUUCACACUCUUUGAGCACAGAGAGACAGGAAAUGGGACCACCAGCACCAAGUGUCUUCUAUGGCGCAAAGUCUGCGCAGUCAAGUUCUGCCCCUCAGUGGAUUCAACGCAACUUCAGUUCACAUUCUUUGGGUGGGCAGCGUCAAUCCCUGAACCUAGCUGGUGUAGGCUACGGAGUCGAUUUGAAUCAAGGAGGUUUUCCUUCUGAACCAAAUCCAGAAUGCAACCAACUGAAACCAUUUCCUCAAGUUAUUGACAUGUUGGACUGGCAGAACCCGCAAGCUGGGGUAAGCUCAUUGAACCAGGAGGGUAGUUUCCAGAGGGAGUUUCCAGUUCCAGAGGGAGCACUUGUUGGGUUCUGUGGGAGGCCAACAUAUGGUAACCAAACUGAAUUGAAUACCUUACCUUUGUUGGACCAACAACAACAGCCUGAUUUAGCACUUCAGUUAUGAAUGAAAAACAUAUAGAAAAAAAGAAAUUGGAAAUAGAAACAUAGAAAAAUAGGAAGAAAUAGGUGAAAGAAGAGGUGGGAAAAUAAUAGACAGACAUAAAUGUUGUCUGUUGCUUAGAAAAGUUUGCAUUUUUUUUUAUUUUUUUUAAGCAGUUUUUGCAUUUGAUAUGAAAUAACUUUGAUUUUUUAUAAUAUAAGUUUAUAAUUU